AUGAGUGUUAUCAUGUCUUCAUCAAGAUUCGGAAAGGAGAGGUCAUUUCACUACUCAAUAAUUGGAAACGGUUCUUUGUAUAAAAAGACUAUUCAAGUUCAAUCAGAAACUGAUGCAAAAGAUCUCCACUCAGCUUUUGUAAAGAAAGAUGCAGAGAAAAUACUUUGCAUUCUUGCAAGAAGAACCAAUUUUCAAAGGCAGGAAAUCGUAAGACUUUACGAUAGAUUUUAUUCACAGGAAUUGCGCAGGAGAAUACUAACUUCAAUUGUAAAUCAAACAUUUAAGGAUAUUUUGUUGACACUGAUUCAAGAGACAGCAAUUUAUUUGGGUGCACAUCUUCAAAAAGUAUUACCCAUGAAAAAUUUUUCUGCUGUAACGGGUAUCCUGACUGAAGCAACAGCUGAAGAGACAGUCAUAAUAGCUAACAAUUAUGAAGCUGCGAGUGGACCAUCACUUGUUUCCGAUUUAAAAAAGUAUACAUGUGGAGAAUAUCAAAAAGGAUUAAUAUGCUUAGCAACAGGAGCCCAACUUCCAUCUCCUGUCACCAUAAAAACACGUCGUGAUUGUAAAUAUUAUUAUCCACAUCCAGGAAUUGAAGAAGCAGAAAUCUACGCCAAUGAUCUUCAUAAAGCAUUUAAAAGAAAAGAAUGUGUCUGUGGUGGGAAUAUUUCAAUACUUAUGUGUGAACUAGAUCCUUACGGGCUUGCAUUGGUAGAUAAAGUGUACAAAAAGAAUUUCGGAAGAACUCUUGAACAAGAAGUGGCAGAUAAAACAAGUGGAGAUCUUAAGUUUCUUCUCGAAACAUUUUUGGGUAUAGCAAAUCGGCGUACUAAGUUUUUCGCAACACUGAUCCAUAAACUUCUUUACGCCUCUACAUUGGAUCAUCAAGAAGUUUUGAGGUUUUUCAUCACAAGAGCAGAAAUUGAUUUGACUGACAUUAUGUUCGCCUACAAGAAAGUGUAUAAAGUGUCACUUGAAGAUGAUGUCAAUAAGAAAACAAGUGGAAUUCUUAAACGGACACUUUUAACGCUGAUGGGACGUAAUAAAAAUUGUUUAUUUAUAAAACCAAGAAAAAAGUGA
This is a messenger RNA of Trichobilharzia szidati, 1080 nucleotides long. The record is from the annotation of a GenBank genome assembly. NCBI's taxonomy places the organism in Eukaryota, Metazoa, Platyhelminthes, Trematoda, Strigeidida, Schistosomatidae.